This is a messenger RNA of [Torrubiella] hemipterigena, 1883 nucleotides long. Lineage: Eukaryota; Fungi; Ascomycota; Sordariomycetes; Hypocreales; Clavicipitaceae. The record is from the annotation of a GenBank genome assembly.
AUGGACGCCGAAAGCAAGGUAGCUCAUGAGAAGCACGACGCUGGAUCGCAGGAUCCAGUGGCGCCACCAUCCUAUACGGCGGCGAUCAAUCAGGCCCAUCCUGAACUCUAUCGGGAAGCUUUGGAACGAUACCCGACCGACGAUAGCAUUGAUCCGCAGGAGUCCAAGAAGCUUGCUAGAAAGCUCGAUUGGCGCAUCAUCCCCUUGUUGACCGUCUGCUAUUUCUUCUACUUUCUCGACAAGACCACUCUCUCUUACGCCGCUCUUUUCGGAAUCGACAAAAGCCUCCAGCUAAAAAAGACAGAGUACUCAUGGCUGUCUAGUUCCUUUUACUUUGGUUGGCUGUUUUGGACCAUCCCAUCGAACCUACUCAUGCAGCGCAGCCCUGUUGCGUACUACCUGGCGUUCAACAUCUUCCUCUGGGGGGUUUUCCUCAUGGCACAAGCUGCUGUGCAUGACUUUUCCUCGCUUAUCGUCUUGCGAGUUAUUUCUGGUGCGUUCGAGUCCAUCGCCGACCCAGCCUUCAUGCUCAUUACGUCCAUGUACUAUACACGAGAGGAGCAGCCGUCAAGAAUCUCCGCUUGGUAUACUGGCAACGGCUGGGCUGUUGCAGCGGGUGGUCUCAUUGGCUACGGUAUCGGCCAAAUUAAGGGCGCUCUCGAACCGUGGAAAUACGAAUUCGUUAUUGUUGGCGCUUGCUGCUCGUUCUUCGCCUUCGUUCUCGCUUUCAUCCUGCCCAACUCACCAGCAACAAUUUGGGGCUUUACCCAUGAAGAAAAGCUCCUCAUGAUCGCGCGCGUACGAGGUAACCAAACUGGUGUCGAACAACGCAAAAUCAAGUGGAGACAGGUCCGUGAAGCGUUUCUUGACCAGAACACUUGGUUGUACUUCCUUGUGGGUGUAAUUGGUAACGUCCCCAAUGGUGGCCUGUCGAACUUCUCAACACUGGUCAUUAGAGGACUUGGAUUCAAUACCAAGCAAACAGCCCUGCUAGGCAUACCACAAGGUGUUAUUAUUGGACUUUGGAUCGUCCUGGGCGCAGUGGUCAACAACCACAUGCCUAAGAACAGCAGAAUGCUUGUCUGUAUCAUGUUCAUGGCACCUUGCAUUGCUGGAGGGUUUGGUUUCCUUCUGGCUCCCCAAACUGCCUAUGUUGGGCGAUUGAUCUGCUUCUACCUGUUGAACUCGUACCAAGCCACCGCCGUGUUGGCCAUUUCCACCAUUACCUCAAACACAGCUGGCCAGUCCAAGAAGAUGGUCGUCUCGGGUAUGCUCUUUUUCGGAGGAUGCAUUGGCAAUAUUGCCGGCCCCUUCUUCUACAAGACGGAGCAGGCUCCCUCAUAUCCCCUAGGUAUUGGCUCACUCUUGGGUAGCUACUUCAUCUCAACUCUUCUGUUUGUGGCUAUCCGCUACUCGUUCAUCUGGGAGAACAAGAAGAAGGAGCAGCAACGAGCCAGGCUACGAGAGCAGGGUGAUGAUCGACUGGGCAAGGACAACGCAACUGCGUUUACCGACAUGACGGACAGGGAGAAUCCCAAUUUCGUUUACGUGUACUAGAUAUAGCGUCAUAAUUGCACGUGUAGUACUUGAGAAAUAACUUCAUAGCCCCCUUUCUUAAGAAUAAAAAUAUUAGAAUCGGCAGUGUAGGGUUCGGCACUACGCUGAUGCUGCUAUAGCAUGCGCUGCAACGAUUCACGGAUCAGAUAUGCAAUUGAAGUGGGAAGGCAACUGUACCAACUCACAAAAGCAACGCCGAACUAUCUCCGCAAAGCGGCUAAGUUCUGAGGCUGCAGAAGUGCGGCUCGGAAGAAAGACAUGCGAGGCUAAUAGUUUGUUUGCUUACGGCGUCAAAUCAUGCACCGAUGGAGGUGCGCCAUACGCCA